AUGAGUUACGACCAGACUUCGACCAGGGGGCCACUGCGAUGGGCAGAGGUGCCGUGUGAGAGCACACAUGCGGGUUUAAAAAACCCGACGGGGGAAGGACACGAGCCACAAGUCAUGCCUGAGAGAACAAGUGUGUUUGUGUGAUCUUGUGCUUCAGAGAUGACAAGGGCAGCCGUGACUAAGCUUCUCCUGCUCGUGAUCCUCGCCUUCAUCAUAUGCCUCCCAGAAUUCUUCACGUCAUACAGAGUGUCAAAGGUGAAUCUCAUCUGCCUCCCCUACCGACCCUGCCGACAAGGGAACCAGGUGAAGAGGGAGCGAGAUGGGAGGACUGGAAAUGCUGCAGUUAAAGGACAGGAUAUGUGCGACCCUACCCAGGCCCCUUACAGAGAAAUGUGGGAGCAGGCCUGCGCACAGGAUAACCAAACAUCAGACGGACUUGGCAAAAACGUGAGCUUGUUCGUGUGUGAAACAGACAUGGACAUGGCGCAGAUGUACAGCAAUAUCUCAUCUUCAGCUCCCGAGUUUUAUCUGGAGGUGUCAGUCGAGAUCCAACUCAGCGACGCGGAGACCCUGAAUCUCACCUUGUAUGGCCACAGUAAUCACAGCUCCUUACGCCUACACCCACCUGAGGAGGAGGAGGUGGAGGUGGAGGAGGUGGAGGAGGUGGCGCCGUCGAGGGAGAAGGGUGAUGAUGAGGGACGGAGCGAGGCAUUCUUCUGCUGUCUCCCUCUCCUGCCGGCGUCUGAAUCGGCCAAUCAAAGCCGCUGUCUCCUUUGGCUCGCCAGUCAAACAGUUUUGACUGCAACAGCAAAGGGGAAGCUGCCAUGGAAACGGACGGAGAAAGACGAGUGGCGGUGUGUGUUCAGGGCGGUCUGGUUGGCUCUGCUGGGCCUGGUGCUGCUGACGACAGUCACGGUCGUGAUUGGACAAAUCUACUGGGGAAAACGGUUGAGCAGCAAGUGCAGACUGCGUCAGGCUGGUUACAACACCUCGGUUCAGCAGUUAAACGACCGUGAGAAGCAAACAGAGACGAUCACUCCCAACGGGAGAGAGAUCCACUCGCAUGGGUUUCGGUCGUGGACAGGAACCAUUCUCUCACCUAUUCCUGAAGUUGACAGUCAAAAUGACAUAGAAACUCUGCUGGAUGGAAAUGUCGACCACUGCUAUACAGCAAAUCUCCACCAUCGAGCCCAUUCCUCCACCUCCUCGGUCACAGAGGAGCAGCCGUAGGAUCACGUAAAUGAUCAGAAGCGACUGUAUCGACUUCACCGUGAAAAUAAAAAUGUCUGACACACCCCA
Messenger RNA from Mugil cephalus (flathead mullet), 1299 nucleotides. RefSeq lists its product as uncharacterized. The coding region runs from base 160 to 1230 and encodes 356 amino acids. The record is from RefSeq and is a predicted model, not a curated record. The transcript has 10 exons. Lineage: Eukaryota; Metazoa; Chordata; Actinopteri; Mugiliformes; Mugilidae.